Lodderomyces jiufengensis is the source of this 1062-nucleotide messenger RNA. RefSeq names its product Mrf1p (gene MRF1). Lineage: Eukaryota; Fungi; Ascomycota; Pichiomycetes; Serinales; Debaryomycetaceae. The record is from RefSeq and is a predicted model, not a curated record. Gene Ontology annotation, molecular function: trans-2-enoyl-CoA reductase (NADPH) activity. The coding region runs from base 1 to 1062 and encodes 353 amino acids. Gene Ontology annotation, biological process: fatty acid metabolic process. The transcript has a single exon. Gene Ontology annotation, cellular component: mitochondrion.
AUGACAAUCUAUAAAGGCCAAGCAGUAACAUUCGAGAAGUACGGUAAAGAUCUCCAAAAUCUUCUCCACACAACAACUUACGAAAUAGAUUCAUCAAAACUUGAACCAAAUCAAUUAUUAUUAAAAACAGUAGCAUCACCAAUAAAUCCAGCAGAUAUAGGACAAAUAGGAGGUGGGUAUAAUGAUAAAGAACCAAUUACUAAUUUAGGUAAUAUCAGCCAAAAUGAUCCAACUAAUGUUGGUGGAAAUGAAGGAGUUUUUAAAAUAUUAGCAAUUGGAUCAAAUGUUUCGAAUUUUUCAAUAGAUGAUUUAGUAAUUCCAUUGUUACCUAAAUUUGGAACUUGGAGAAACUAUGCAAUUGCACAGGAAAAAGAUUUAAUUAAAGUAAAUGGAUUAACUAUAGAACAAGCAGCUACAAUUUCAAUUAAUCCAAGUACUGCUUAUCAAAUUUUACAUCAAUUUGUUGACAAUUGGGAAAAGGGAGAUUAUAUAGUACAAAAUGGUGGGAAUUCUCAAGUAUCUAAAUAUAUUACUCAACUUUCUAAAAUUUACGAUAUAAAUGUUAUUUCAAUUAUAAGAGAUGGUAAAUCCCAACAAGAAAUUGAGAAUUUAAAAAACUUAGGAGCAAAAGAAGUUAUAUUUGAAUCUGAAUUUGAUAAUGAAAAUUUCGAUAUCACAAAAUAUACCUCGGGGGCAAAUGUAAGAUUAGCAUUAAAUGGAACAAGUACUUCUACUUCAUCCUUAGUAAAAUCAUUAUCUCCAAAUGGAACAUUAGUAACUUAUGGAGUUAUAGGAAAUACAGAAAUAAAAUAUGAUGCUAGAUUACAAUUAUUUAAAAAUUUAUCAACUAAAGCAUUUUGGUUGACUGCUAACACAUACAAGAAUCCUGAAUUUAAAAAAGAAACUAUAUAUAAACUUAUUGAGCUUUAUGAACAAAAAAAGAUUAGUGAUGUUGGGUAUGAGAAGUUAUGGGUUAGUGAUAAUGAUGAUAUUACAAAAAGUUUAUUGAGGGGUGUUGUUAAUACUAAAAGUAAUGGUAAACAAGUUUUAUUUUACAAAUAA